Molecule: messenger RNA, 153 nt
Organism: Eruca vesicaria subsp. sativa (arugula)
Lineage: Eukaryota; Viridiplantae; Streptophyta; Magnoliopsida; Brassicales; Brassicaceae
Source: the annotation of a GenBank genome assembly
AUGGAGAAGUUGCGGAAAAGAUUCAAAGCGGAGAGGCAGAGCAUGGGACCUAUCUUGAUAUGGCCUUUCUAUUAUCAGAUGGAGGAGUUAGAUAGCAAUCCAGCCCCUAUCUUUUCUCGUCCUCUCACACGCCUGCCUCCGAGUAAUCACUAA